GACCCCGCACCGCUAAAUGAGAGUGGGGCUUUACCCCAGACCUUCCGAUGCAUCGUGUGAGGAACGAGCAAUGCCCCUCCUCUUGUGGGGUCCCGUCAUGCAUUGAGGGCUCUCUCGUGACUGACCUGAUCAAGACACAAAAGCGCCGUGUAUCCCUCUUGUUGAGCACACUUGCACUUCCCUCAAGCACUCUACAGCCUUCCUCUCCAUCUCUACCCAUUCGAUUCCACCACACUUUCACUAGCUCAAAGGAAACGGGGUAUUACCACUUAUACCCUCGCAACAGCUUGAGGACCCAAGUAUUAACCCUCGUUCGUCUUACCCCAUCAAUCCAGGUUGCCAAAGAUGGACACCAAGACGUCCGCAGUGGCAGACGAGCCGAUUCAGGUCCUCUUUGCCCUGCAUGAUGGAUUCGACCUCAUGGACUUCGCUGGUCCUUGCGAGGUCUUAACCACCGCCCUGCAUGAUUCCAAAGACCCCACUUCCAAGGCCUUUGAGAUUACCAUUGCUGGAGGCGAGUCUCAAGACAAACUCCAAGUGCUCUCCGACCAGGGCGUCCUCAUCAACUCCCAUGUGACGUGGGAUGAGGCUCACAAACGUCUCAAAGAGUUUGACACUCUCAUCGUUGUGGGCGGCAGCUCCGAUAAGGUUCUGAAGAACAAUGCCGAACCACUAAACCUCAUCUCGGCCUACAAGACGCUCCAAGAGGACGACGUCAGCCGCGAGCGCACACUGUUAUCUGUCUGCACUGGAGCCCUAUUCCUGGCGAAGCAGGCAAUCCUCCCGGGUCUUCAUGCAACCACCCAUCCUGACUACUUCAUCAAGUUUGAAAACCUGUGCGCUGAGGUGACCAAGCGGGAUCUGAGCGACCAUACAACCCUCAACGAGGAGGCCCGUUAUGUCGUGAAUAAUCUGCGAUUCCCUGUCGAGGAUGAGGACCAGAGCCCAUACAUUCGGCGCAAGUCGGAUGCAGGUCGGCGCCCUAGUAAUGCGCGGAAAGGGUCAAUGUCCUUCAAGAACGCUUCACGGAGAGAGUCAAUUGCUCGGCGUCAGGAGAUGCGCCUGGGCGGCCUUCGUGUGAUUACAAGCGGGGGUGUUGCCUCUGGAAUGGAUGCAGCUCUGUAUCUGGUUAGCAUCCUGGUUUCGGAGGAGUCAGCCAACGAGGUAGCCCGGCUCAUGCAGUUGACCUGGACUAAGGGCGUCGUCGUUGAUGGCAUUGACGUGUAAGUUCGACAGCGAUUAGACUCGCGAGAUGGCGUCGCGGAGCGAUUUUGCUGCAUGAUAUCGACUGGGUUAGGAUCUAGUUAGUGCACAUUGAGAGCGAAUGUAAGAGUUACGAAGUGCUUUGUUUUACGUACAGGACACCCUAUUAGUUGGAGAUCUUCCCGUUCCAGGUUUCGACUUGGAAGGUUCCAUGUGAUAUAGGUAUGGUGAAGGUUAUGCUGCAUUCGUCGAAUGAUGGAACGAACCUUCACAGUGGAG
This is a messenger RNA of Chaetomium strumarium, 1482 nucleotides long. Its product is annotated as class I glutamine amidotransferase-like protein. Lineage: Eukaryota; Fungi; Ascomycota; Sordariomycetes; Sordariales; Chaetomiaceae. The transcript has 3 exons. Gene Ontology annotation, biological process: regulation of DNA-templated transcription. The coding region runs from base 346 to 1227 and encodes 293 amino acids. The record is from RefSeq and is a predicted model, not a curated record.